This is a messenger RNA of Acaulospora colombiana, 741 nucleotides long. The record is from the annotation of a GenBank genome assembly. Lineage: Eukaryota; Fungi; Glomeromycota; Glomeromycetes; Diversisporales; Acaulosporaceae.
AUGAACAUAUCCAUUCAGGAAGAAUUCGACACUAAUAAUGUAGAAUGGAGUGUUUGGAAGUGUGGUCGGUUUAUACGCUUCAUCCAACAAAAUCCAAAAGUCAAUCAAAUUGAAAAAGAUCCCAUGGAUGAACAUAAAUUCCUACCAAAAUAUCUCGAGCUAGUUAUUGCUCAAGACAAAGAGUAUUAUAUAUGGGAGACAAAAAGUCUCGAUGACAUGCUGAUUGCGAUUUUUCGGUUUUUACAAAAAUACUAUCCUCAUCAACUUAUUUUGUCCGCUAUUCAUCAAGAAAAAAUUGAAGAGUGGGAAAAAGAACUUCCAAAAUAUAUAAGCGAUGAGAACACAAGCACAAAAGAAGCAAAAUUGCAGGAUAAACUUAUAAAGGAAAUCAAUAUAAAGUGGCUUCCAGGAUUUAAAUAUUUAUACGAAUUCGAAUACCAACGUGGAAAUGAUCGAGGAGAUUUGAUUUUUGCAAAUGAUUAUGGAAUUCUUGUAGUUAUUGAAACAAAAAUACUUGGAUAUGUUCUGCCGCAAAUAGUCAAAAACUUAAAUAAAGUAAAGGAGCACAGAACUCCACGAUUUAUUCGGACAAACCAAUUAGGAAAGUGUUAUCAAAAUUGGUUUUGUAUUCCGAAAGAUGAAGAAAAGACAUUUCAUUGGUAUAAGAAAGCCGCAACCGCCGGGAAUUCCGAAGGUAGGACAAUUUAUGUUGGCGCAAUCAAAAUGGCUUUGGUGUUUUAA